CUUGAUUCAAUAUUUACAUAACACUUAAUCGUCAACAUGACGUCUCAAAGGGGUAGUUUACAAGGGACUAUGCCUAGCAUACAAGAAUAUGGUGAAGGUAAUCGAUACGGCCAAAUACCAGCUAGUUACUCAGAAAUCAGUAGCAAGAAAAGGUUUGGUGCGUCACCAGAUAAUGCGCUAGUAACGCUUCUAAAGAAAUCAUAUAAAUUGGCACAGAGCAGUGAUAAAAAGAAAAAGACUGUGACGAAAAUGAAAGAUGCUAGCAGCGUAGCUUUCAUGAGUACGUCUACACUUUCAGAGAAACAAAAUGGAGAUUUAACAUCAAUGAUGUCACGGUCCGGUUCGAGCGAUUCGCAGCCAGGGUUGAUGGAGAUAUUGAACUCAAAUGGUGCUCUCGCCGAGAAAUUGAGGGCAAAAUUGUUGGAAUAUGCGAAAACAAAGUUUUGUGAAGAGAGCAUGCUGCUGUUCUUGCUAGAUUACAUACUAUGGCACCGUGGAAAAGAUACAGACGGUGCAGUAGAAAGGGGACAAGCGAUUGUGCAUAACUACGUAAUCAGCUCGGCAGCAUACCAGAUCAAUAUGCAAAAAAGCGCGAUUGCAUCUGCUGAAAAGGCCCAGAUAGAAGGUCUCAAAACUUCUUUGGCAGACAUUGCUUCACAAACAAAAAAGAUAUUCCGUGUUACACAGGGCAUAUAG
Sphaeroforma arctica JP610 is the source of this 696-nucleotide messenger RNA. RefSeq lists its product as hypothetical. Lineage: Eukaryota; Ichthyosporea; Ichthyophonida. The transcript is spliced from 2 exons. The coding region runs from base 37 to 696 and encodes 219 amino acids. The record is from RefSeq and is a predicted model, not a curated record.